AUGUCCCGCCCCGCCACCGGAUCUUCAGCUGACCUCAAGACCAUCCUCAUCCCCUGUGCGCCCAUCAGCACGCCCCAUGUUCCAUCCGGUACAACCGAGAUCCCUCUCGGCGAUAACAGUUUGACGGCAUACCUCACUGUCUCAUCCGUCCUGGCUUUUGAUGGAGCUCUCGACGAGAGCAAACUGGUGAAAGCUAUCAGUCUGCUUUCGGGGGCGUGGCCGACCUUGGCUGGUCGUUUCAAAAGCGUUGGCGAAGGUGCCGAUACCAAGUUCAGCAUUGAACUCACAUCCUCCCCUAUCCCCUUCGAGACCCAGACCAUAGAGCGCGACCAGGCAUUCCCCGACAAGCUCGUCAUCCAGCCAACUAUAAAGCCCUACAUGCCUCCCCUCAAUCCGAACGUUCGUUUCCCCAAUACCGACAACCAUCUCUUCUCCGUCCGCCUCACCACGCUUCUCCCUUCCAACAAGUCGGUCUUGGGUGUCCAGGUAUCCCAUCUGGGAAUGGAUGGGACGAUGGCUCGACACCUCGUCAAGCUACUCGACGCUCUGUACACCCACGGAGAAGCUGCCCUGCAAAGUACGGAUUCCGAGAUCGUCAUCCCGACGUUCUUCCCCGGUGGCGUGGGUCCUCUUCAUGCCUAUGAUGCUUCGACAGACAACCUGGCGUUCGCUGUCUCUUGGAAGGCCUUUCCAGAAGCUAUCCGCUGCUACAUUGCUGAUUUCAAGACCUCUUCCAGGGUCGCCUUGCAGUUCACCAAGCCCGAGCUGCAGGCUCUCAGAGACCAGUAUCAGCUUGACUCUGAACUAAAGCUCUCGACCCAAGAUGCCAUCUCCGCUUGGUGGGCGACCCUGUUGAACAAGGUCGGUGUGGAUGUGAAGUCUAUCGUAUACUUCCUUGAUUACCGCAAGUGGUGUAUCGGUCAUCCCUCCUUCCCUCCCAACCUUCCCACCCUAGCCGCUGGCGUAUCCCAAGUAUCUCCCAUCGACAUCUCCGCCGCUUCCACCCCAGGACAGGUCGCCGAGACCAUCCGAAAGCACAUCUCCACGCUCCGGGCGUCCGAGAAGGACGAAGCGCUUCACUGGCUGUCUAACGCGUCUCGCUACAUGCACGAGUCGACCGUCAACGACCAAGCUGUAGUAUUUGGAGGUGAUGAGCAGUUCCAAGCUGUAGUAUUUGGAGGUGAUGAGCAGUUUAUGGCGGAUCAUAAGUCUGUUAUUGUCAACUCCAACAUCCGUAUCGACUGGUCCUUUUCCUUUGGCUUCAAAAAGCAUCAAGUCUCUUACCACUCCGAGUUCACUUGUUCUCACUUCCUUCGCGUCUACCAAGCCAAUCUUGACGAAGGGGAGGAGAAGGGAGACAAGAUUGAGUUGUACUUCCAUGUGCCAAAAGGCCAGGCUGAAAAGGCGAAAGAGAUCAUUCAAAGUGAUAGGGAGCAAUGGGCCGUUGUUUCGGGAGCGUCUGUGUAA
Molecule: messenger RNA, 1467 nt
Organism: Cryptococcus wingfieldii CBS 7118
Lineage: Eukaryota; Fungi; Basidiomycota; Tremellomycetes; Tremellales; Cryptococcaceae
Exons: 4
Coding region: 1-1467 (488 amino acids)
Source: RefSeq, a predicted model, not a curated record